AAAGGUGUGCAUGCCAUUGAAGAUGGAGAGCUACGUGAUAAUAGUCAUAGUUAUCUUUUCUUGUGUUUCUCUUUCGAUGUUUCUUGUCGCCUUAUUAUGCGGUGGCCUCAACCGCAAAGCCGGAGGAGGCGGCGGUGAUGAGGGAGGUGGUGGAGGCGGUGACGUGGAAAUGGGAGACGGCGGUGGAAAUGACGGCAGCGACGUAGGUUUCGGUGGCGGUGGCGAUGGAGGUUUUGGCGGUGGUUUCGAUGGUGGCGGUGGCGAUGGAGGUUUUGGUGGUGGUUUCGGCGGUGGAGGUGGCGGUGGCGAUGGAGGUUUUGGCGGUGGUGGUGGUGGCGGGGCCGGCGGCGGUGGAGGUCUCUAGAGCCAAAGAUUUGUACUUUGGAUGUUUGAUUGAUUAUUUUUGCGUGUAUAUAUAUUUGUGGAUGCGUAAUAUUCUAGCAUGCACUUGGAAAUAUUUUAUAUGAUUUGUGAUGUAAAUUAUAUCAAGAUUACGUGGACAAAGUUAUAGGUUUA
Messenger RNA from Tarenaya hassleriana, 516 nucleotides. Its product is annotated as glycine-rich cell wall structural protein 1.0-like. NCBI's taxonomy places the organism in Eukaryota, Viridiplantae, Streptophyta, Magnoliopsida, Brassicales, Cleomaceae. The record is from RefSeq and is a predicted model, not a curated record. Bases 11 to 364 code for a protein of 117 amino acids. The transcript has a single exon.